Messenger RNA from Ornithodoros turicata, 548 nucleotides. RefSeq lists its product as uncharacterized. Gene Ontology annotation, molecular function: protein binding. Bases 18 to 530 code for a protein of 170 amino acids. The record is from RefSeq and is a predicted model, not a curated record. Lineage: Eukaryota; Metazoa; Arthropoda; Arachnida; Ixodida; Argasidae. The transcript has 4 exons.
GUCUUUCUGAUAUUACUAUGGAUUUUUUUAUCGUUCUUCUAUGUUGGUGCAAGAGGCUAGCAAAAUUCGACACCCAAUGUUCUGCUACCGGCAUACCACCAGAGGUGAAGCCUGGGAAUGAAGAAGGCUUCUUGCUUGUCUUUGAGACAAGUUAUCUGCAGUCAAACUGCAGGCUUAAAGUCCAGCUGCAUGGAACGAACGGUGUAUCAGACAUAUACACCGUGCGUGAUCCAAAGUGCAACCCGGAGUUUUUGGCUCCGGGUUCGUACAACGGACUUAUAAUUACGACACCCAGUACACUAGGGCAAAUUAAGUUCCUGAGGCUCAUGAGAGAAGGUCCAACGCAACACAGUUGGUAUUUGAAAAAAGUAGACUUAUUCUUCAAGGGCAAGAACAAGAAGCUUUUGUUCGAGGUCGACAAUUGGCUCACGUUUCAAGACCAGGACCAUGAGGACGUCUUCCCACUUGAGAUGUCUCAGAGGAAGGUGUUUAAAAUUAUGUUCGGAUUGAAUUUUCCAAGGUACGUUUGAUUUAGACAACCAUUCUUA